Molecule: messenger RNA, 1302 nt
Organism: Candida dubliniensis CD36
Lineage: Eukaryota; Fungi; Ascomycota; Pichiomycetes; Serinales; Debaryomycetaceae
Gene: ERG8
Product: phosphomevalonate kinase
Exons: 1
Coding region: 1-1302 (433 amino acids)
Biological process (GO): isopentenyl diphosphate biosynthetic process, mevalonate pathway; ergosterol biosynthetic process
Cellular component (GO): peroxisome
Molecular function (GO): ATP binding; phosphomevalonate kinase activity
Source: RefSeq, a predicted model, not a curated record
AUGUCAAAAGCAUUCAGUGCACCUGGUAAAGCAUUUCUCGCAGGUGGUUAUUUGGUUCUUGAACCAAUUUAUGAUGCCUAUGUGACAGCAUUGUCAUCGAGAAUGCAUGCAGUUAUUACGCCAAAAACACCCAGUUUGCAAGAAGAAUCAAGAAUCAAGAUUUCUUCACCUCAAUUUGCAAAUGGAGAAUGGGAAUAUCACAUAUCAUCAAAUACGGAGAAACCCAAAGAAGUGCAAUCUCGGUUGAAUCCAUUUUUAGAAGCAACUAUAUUUAUUGUUUUGGCUUACAUUCAACCAAUUGAACCAUUUGAUCUUGAAAUUGUCAUUUACUCAGAUCCUGGAUAUCAUUCACAAGAAGACACUAAAGCUAAAACUUCUUUGAAUGAGAAAAAUACAUUUCUUUACCAUUCUCGUGUCAUUAAUGAAGUGGAAAAGACUGGGUUGGGCUCAUCGGCUGGAUUAGUUUCAGUUGUUGCCACAAGUUUGUUAUCCCAUUUUAUUCCUAAUGUUGUCAAUGAGCAUAAAGAUAUUUUGCACAAUGUUGCCCAGAUUGCACAUUGUUAUGCCCAAAAAAAGAUAGGAUCUGGAUUUGAUGUCGCAACUGCUAUUUAUGGUCUGAUUAUAUAUAGAAGGUUUCAGCCGGCAUUGAUAAAUGAAGUGUUUCAAGUUCUAGAAAGCGAUCCUGAAAAAUUCCCCACCGAGUUGAAAAAAUUGAUUGAAAGUAACUGGGAAUUCAAACACGAAAGAUGUACAUUACCAUAUGGUAUCAAGUUAUUAAUGGGCGAUGUUAAGGGUGGCUCAGAAACGCCUAAAUUGGUAUCGCGGGUCCUCCAAUGGAAAAAGGAGAAACCAGAAGAAAGUUCUGUUGUUUAUGACCAACUUAAUGCUGCUAAUUUGCAGUUUAUGAAAGAAUUGAGAGAAAUGUGUGAAAAACACAAUUCAAACCCAGAGGCAUAUAUUAAGGACCUAGACCAUUUUGUUGAACCGUUGACGGUUGCCAUGAACAAGAUUAGAAAAGGGUUACAAACAUUAACACAGAAAUCAGAGGUCCCAAUCGAACCAGCUGUUCAAACUGAAUUAUUGGAUCGUUGUCAGGAGAUUAAUGGCUGUGUUGGUGGUGUGGUUCCGGGUGCCGGUGGAUACGACGCAAUAGCGGUAUUAGUGUUAGAGAGCGAAGUGGAAAAUUUCAAGCAGAAAACUCUUGAAAAUCCAGAUUACUUUCAUAAUGUUUAUUGGGUUGAUUUGGAAGAGCAAACAGAAGGUGUGCUUGAAGAGAAAUUGGAAGACUACGUAGGCUUAUAA